Messenger RNA from Trichoderma atroviride IMI 206040, 1433 nucleotides. RefSeq lists its product as uncharacterized. Lineage: Eukaryota; Fungi; Ascomycota; Sordariomycetes; Hypocreales; Hypocreaceae. Gene Ontology annotation, molecular function: catalytic activity. The record is from RefSeq and is a predicted model, not a curated record. Gene Ontology annotation, biological process: nucleoside metabolic process.
AUGGCUCAAUUCACACAGCCCAUAAGUCGGGAUGAGUUUCACGUGGGCAUAGUAUGCGCCUUGCCCAGCGAGGCCGAUGCAGUUAUGCUGCUCUUUGACCAGUUCUGGGACGAAGAUGGCGAUCCUUUUGGCCGAUCGAGCGGCGACAACAACUCUUACACAACUGGCCGGCUCGGCAAAUACAAUGUCGUUCUCCUUACGCUGCCGGACAUGGGCACAAACAGCGCAGCAUCCGCAACAGCAAAUCUCCGGUCCAGCUACGGCAGCCUCAGGCUCGUUUUCCUUGUCGGCAUCUGCGGCGGCGUGCCCAAAAUCGCAGGCGACGAUGUCUUUCUGGGCGACGUAGUUGUAAGCAAGGCGAUUGUCCAGUACGAUUUUGGUCGACAGUUUCCCGGGCAUUAUGAAGUAAAGGACACUCUUGAGGACAGUCUCGGAAGAGCAAACAAAGAGAUCCGAGGAAUGCUGGCCGCGCUCCAAACAGAACGCAUGAGAGAGAUGGUGCAAAACAAGUCGGCAGUCUAUUUGAAGCAGCUGCAAAGCGCCGAUGCAAAGGCUGCUGCGAAGAAGCGACGUCGGUCAAAAUAUCGGUAUCCGGGAAUCACCGAAGACAAGCUGUAUUUGCCGCGCUACGUUCAUCGGCAUUUGAAACAAUGCGGGAUUUGCAGCGAAUUCGACAGCACUUGCGAUUUAGCUGCCAAGACAUCUUGCACCGAUCUUGGGUGCGACGACAACAUGCUUGUCCAACGAGACAUAUUUGAAGAUGACGGCGACUUCAGCCCCAACAUCUUCAUUGGCCGGAUAGGCUCCAGCAACACUGUGAUGAAGAGCGGGAAAAUCCGCGACUAUAAUGCCACAAAGUUUGAUCUCAUUGCUUUUGAGAUGGAGGGCGCUGGAGCAUGGGAUGAGGUCCCGUGUCUCGUGGUCAAGGGCGUUUGCGACUAUGCCGACAGCCAUAAGAAUAACCUAUGGCAGAACUUUGCGGCUGCUACUGCUGCGAGUGUGAUGAAGGCCAUUUUGGACCGCUAUAUUGUGACGGAUGCGGUCCAACGUCCAGCUGCAGCUCAAGUCAACGGCGGUAAUGGCCAAGGUGGAGGGAAUAGCACUCGGAGCAUUUCUGGAAACACAUUCGGCGACAAUGUGCGCAUCGUCCAAGGCGACAUGACUUGGAAUGGCAACUGAUGCCAUCAUCUCUUACCUCUUCGAUGCGAUGGAUACCUCCUAGAAUUGCAUUUCGUAACCAAAAUCGCAUAUCGGCUGUACAAUAGGUACUAGUAUCUCAAGUGCUUGGUACAUACAUCUUGAUACUAGUAGUGAAGCCUACCUACUACCUACCUGCCUAGGUGAAAUGACUUUGUAGAUGAAGUGCGUCUAGCUGUCAUACAGAUCUCAUAGCUAAAAUGCAGAGAAAGAUGCCAAUAAAAUCUGUUUCUUCC